Messenger RNA from Phialemonium atrogriseum, 1079 nucleotides. RefSeq names its product alcohol dehydrogenase. Gene Ontology annotation, cellular component: cytoplasm. The transcript is spliced from 3 exons. Lineage: Eukaryota; Fungi; Ascomycota; Sordariomycetes; Cephalothecales; Cephalothecaceae. The annotation marks the transcript as partial. The record is from RefSeq and is a predicted model, not a curated record.
ACAUGGCUCCCUCAAUGCCAACCCGCAAGCUGGGCAAGACCGACAUCGAGAUUCCCGUCAUCGGCCUCGGCGCGAUGGGGUUGAGCAUCGCAUACGGCUUUGGGGGCACCGACGCCGAGCGUCUCGCGUUGCUCGACCGCGCCUGGGAGCUCAGCUGCACGCACUGGGACACCAGUGACGUCUACGGCGACAACGAGGACCUCCUCUCGAGGUGGUUCGAGCUGCACCCCGAGCGCCGGCGGGACAUUGUGCUCGCGACGAAAUGUGGCCUCACCUUGACGCCCAGGGGCGACGGAGGCUUUGAUAUGUCCGUCGAUAGCUCGCCCGAGUACGUCAUGAAGGCCUGCGAGCGGAGCCUCGCUCGUCUGGGCGUCGAUUACAUCGAUCUGUAUUAUAUACACCGUCUGGACGGGAAGACGCCCGUGGAGAAAACCAUGGGGGCGUUGGCUGAGUUGAAGAAGCAGGGAAAGAUCAGGGCCAUCGGCAUAUCGGGCGCCUCGGCGACGUCGCUUCGGCGCGCGCACGCCGUCGCCGCCGUCGACGCCGCCCAGGUCGAGUACAGCCCGUGGGAGCUGGCGGUCGAGAGGGGCGGCGUGCUGGCGACGUGCCGCGAGCUGGGGGUCACGGUCGUCUGCUACAGCCCGCUGGGGCGCGGGUUCCUGACGGGCGCGCUGACGUCGCGGGACGACCUCGCCGAGGGGGAUUUUCGGAGUGGCCUGCCACGGUUCGAGGAGGGGAACUUUGGGCGGAAUCUGGGGUUCGUGGAGAGGCUGAGGGAGAAGGCGGCGGGGAAGGGGUGCACGCCUGCGCAGCUUUGUCUGGCGUGGUUGGUUGCGCAGGGGGGGGAUGUGGUGGUUAUUCCUGGGACGAAGAGGGUUGGGUAUCUUGAGGAGAAUGUUGGUGCUGCGGAGGUGGUGCUCUCCGAGGAGGAGGUGCGGGAGAUUAGGGCUGAGGUGGAUGCGGCUGAUGUUGUCGGGGAGCCUUACAUGGAGGGCGCUUUGCCUGAAUACGAGGACACGCCUGAGUUGUCGUGAGGGUCGGUAGGGUGCAUCUUUUAUUUGGAUGGAGAUAGAUCGAGG